This is a messenger RNA of Ambispora gerdemannii, 573 nucleotides long. NCBI's taxonomy places the organism in Eukaryota, Fungi, Glomeromycota, Glomeromycetes, Archaeosporales, Ambisporaceae. The record is from the annotation of a GenBank genome assembly.
AUGGAAAUAGGAGAUACAUAUAAAGUGAAUAAAAAAAUUCUAAAUUACGAAAAAGCUGUGAAAGUAUUCUUCACUGACAUUGAAAAAGGAGACCUUUACGAUAAUACUGAAUAUGUCAUAAAAUUUCUUAAGACGACCGGUUCAGAAGAAUCCGAAAUGAUCGAAUACCUAUCAAAGCAUCGAAAUUCUCAAACCCAAGUGAUCCUUGGUGCAAUUUAUUUAAAAGUGGACGAGGCAAGAAAUGCAUUUCAAGAAUUCGAGAAAGCGGCCUUAAUGAAUAAUCCUCAUGGCCAAUACUUCCUAGGACAUUGUUAUGAAAUUGGAAUUGGUACAUAUGAGAACGACGAAACCGCUGUGUAUUGGAAGAGAAAAGCAGCAAAUCAAGGAAUUCCAGCUGCGUUUGAAAGUGGAUAUAAUUCUGCUUCUUUCGAACUUGCCAUUACGCAUCAUGAAGGCUCUGGCACUUUUCAUGAUAUUCAUGAGGCCAUAUAUUGGUAUAGGAAAAGUAUAAAGGCAGGAGAAUUAGAUGCAUACGAUUAUUUAGAGAACUUAUUUACGCAGAUAUAUUGGUGA